Lipotes vexillifer (Yangtze River dolphin) is the source of this 642-nucleotide messenger RNA. RefSeq names its product sodium/potassium transporting ATPase interacting 3 (gene NKAIN3). NCBI's taxonomy places the organism in Eukaryota, Metazoa, Chordata, Mammalia, Artiodactyla, Lipotidae. Gene Ontology annotation, biological process: regulation of sodium ion transport. The record is from RefSeq and is a predicted model, not a curated record. Bases 1 to 642 code for a protein of 213 amino acids. The transcript has 4 exons.
AUGGUAGUUGGAAUGGAUGUAGGAAAAAGCACUGAUGGUGGCAAAGCUGAUGCUUUACAUUGUCUACCUGAGAAAGCAGAAGCUAGUUUCAGAGUUGCUUUGAAUCUUGCAUUUCGGAUCUCAGGAGUACAUGGUGAAGACGCUGAGGUGAUUGCGAGUAGUAGCAUCUGGCUCUCAGCAUUAGAGAGGCAGAUCUUUGACUUCCUCGGCUUCCAAUGGGCGCCCAUCCUUGGAAAUUUUCUACAUAUAAUAGUCGUCAUAUUGGGUCUGUUUGGAACCAUUCAGUACAGACCUCGCUACAUCGUGGUGUAUACAGUAUGGACUGCCCUCUGGGUCACCUGGAAUGUUUUCAUUAUCUGCUUCUAUUUGGAAGUAGGUGGGCUCUCUAAGGAUACAGAUCUAAUGACAUUCAACAUCUCUGUACACCGGUCGUGGUGGCGGGAACACGGGCCUGGCUGUGUCCGAAGAGUGCUGCCCCCGUCAGCCCACAGCAUGAUGGACGAUUACACGUAUGUCUCCGUCACCGGCUGCAUCGUCGACUUCCAGUACCUGGAGGUCAUCCACAGUGCCGUCCAAAUACUACUCUCUGUAAGUAUCACAUUUGUCCGAUCAGGACUCUCUUUAAUGGCAUUUUAUAUCUAA